Messenger RNA from Scutellospora calospora, 159 nucleotides. The record is from the annotation of a GenBank genome assembly. NCBI's taxonomy places the organism in Eukaryota, Fungi, Glomeromycota, Glomeromycetes, Diversisporales, Gigasporaceae.
AUGAAGGUUCAGAUUCCAAUUGAUAUUGUGGAAAUACUACUAGCUGAGAUUGAGAUCGUUGAUAUUGUAGGUCAGAUUGGAUGGAUCAGGAUCGGAACUAUCGAAGUUGUAGUUCAGGUUGGAUGGAGAAUUGAGAUUGUUGUUGAACAGGUUGAGUAG